Molecule: messenger RNA, 2835 nt
Organism: Acanthamoeba castellanii str. Neff
Lineage: Eukaryota; Discosea; Longamoebia; Acanthamoebidae
Product: DNA repair and recombination protein pif1, putative
Exons: 13
Coding region: 1-2835 (944 amino acids)
Biological process (GO): telomere maintenance; DNA repair
Molecular function (GO): ATP hydrolysis activity; ubiquitin binding; DNA helicase activity
Source: RefSeq, a predicted model, not a curated record
AUGGCGCAGGAGAAGGAAGAACGGAUUGCGCGUCUCGAGUCCACCAACCGCGAUCUCAGGCAGCAGCUGCAAGUCGUCGGGUACGAGCCCGCAGAGACGAUGGAAAGGCCGCGAGAUGAAGAAGAGGGCACCCUGAAGCGACGACGCAAGCGGAAGCGCAGAAACAGGAGGAAGCAGCCCGAACACAGCAAGAGGAACAAGAAUGAGAGCUGCAGUACUACCGAGACGGAGCUGGACGACGAGAAGGGCGUGGCCGCACCGCCAUUGCUCGUGAAGCAGGAAGUUGUCGAAGAGACCACGACGACGACUCGCGAGAGCGCGGGAACGCAUGUGGAGGUCGACCAAGCGCAGAGGGAGAACGGCGAGGUGCUGGAAGCGAGACUGGAACCGAAGGAGAAGAAGGAGGAGAAGGAGAAGGAGAAGGAGAAGGAGAAGGAGAAGGAGAAGGAGAAGGAAGAGCUGUGUGUGGAAGAGAAUCAACAGGGCCAGGAACAGCAGGCCGACCAGGAGGCGCAAGUGGUGGGAGAAGCGAGUGAGGUUGUGCGAAUGCUGCAGGACAUGUUUCCGGGCACAUCAGCGCAGGUCAUCGAGCACACCCUGGGCGAGGUGGCGGGCAGCACCGAGAAGGCCAUCGACUGCCUCCUCAACCUCUGCACCGCACUCGACCUUACUCGCGCCGAAUCGAAGGGCGCCAGGCCGAAUAUAGCUCCUUCUUCAGCUGCACCUACAUCUACAUCUACGUCCACCUCUUCCUCAUCUUCCUCUUUCACCACUCCCUCCAUCUCCUCAACGCGAUCGGCCCACGUGUCGAGCCCAUCACGGCAAAGCCCACGCCCUGUGCCGUCUUUCUCAUCGUCUUCGUCUUCGUCAUCAUCAUCGUCGGCGCCAAUCACCUACACGAGGGCAUCUUCGUCCGUGCUGGGAGAGCCCGACGAGGACGCUGGCGUGACCUGCCUGAGCGAACAGCAACAGCGAGCGCUGGAUUUGGCCGAGCGUGGCUAUUCCAUGUUCCUCACCGGCAGUGCCGGCACCGGCAAGUCCUUCUUACUCCGCCAGAUGAUCGAACGCCUACGUCUCAAGCACGGCCCCGAAGCUGUGGCCGUCACCGCUUCUACGGGUGUGGCUGCGAUCAACAUCGACGGCAUGACCCUGCACAAGUGGGCGGGCGUUGGCCUGGGGAACGAGGGAAUCAAGGUGAUGCUGGGCCGCGCCUUCGGCAAACGAAAAGAGUACAAGCAAACGCGAGUGCUCAUCAUCGAUGAAAUAAGCAUGCCUCAGAUCAAGUCGGACCUGUUCGACCAGCUAGAGUACAUCGCGCGAAGAGUCCGCAACUGGAAGAAGGUGCCCGCGAAGGAGAAGCCAUUCGGAGGCAUCCAGCUUAUUUGCUGCGGUGACUUCUUUCAGCUCCCGCCAGUGCUCGACAAAACAAACAAACGAAUGAGCAUGAGCCAAGCCUUCGCGUUUAACGCUGAGUCCUGGCAGUCAUGCAUUGACGUUGUUGUGCAGCUCUCCAAGGUCUUCCGCCAAAAGGACGAACGGUUUCAGGGUAUCCUGAAUGAGAUCAGACAGGGCGCCUGCUCCGACGAAUCCAGACGUAUUCUCAACGAAUGCGUGGGGCGAAGGUUUGAGGACGACUUGGACAUCCUGCCCACGAAGCUGCAUCCGACCAAUCAGCAGGUGGACGCCAUCAACCAAACACACAUGGACGAGCUCGACGGCGACUCCUGUCAGUACCUGGCCAAGGACAAGCUGCCCGCAGCCACCGGACCCCGAAAGAUCCUUACGCAGUGGCUCCAUCAGAGCUGCAGCGCCCUCGAAGCCCUCGAACUCAAAGAGGCCGCGCAGGUGAUGCUCAUCCGAAACCUGACCUCCAAGCUGGUGAACGGCUCGCGAGGCGUUGUGCUCGGUUGGGCGACCGCGGACGAGUUUGAGGAUAUCUUGAUCCAGACCAAGUACAAGCAUGAGAAAGGACUCCCCGUACGGCCCAUAUUGCACGAGUCCGUGAAGCAGGCCAAGUGGCUCAAAAAGCAGAGCAAGAACCCCGACUUUCGUCUGCCUCUCGUGCGCUUCAUCGGCCACGAGCAGCCGAUCAUUGUGGGGCCUGUGGUUUUCACAGGGCGCCAUCGAGAAAAGGGGGAAGUGCAUGAGUGCUCCCGGUGUCAGAUACCGCUCAAGCUCGCCUGGGCUGUGACCAUUCACAAGUGCCAGGGCCUCUCACUCGACCGGGUCGAGAUCUCCUUGGCCUCUGUCUUCGCGCCCGGACAGGCACACGCCUUCGUGACGCCGACGGUAGUGGACUUCUACCGAAGAUACGUCCGGGAGCAGGCGGAGAGAGAAAGCAACGGGACCCACCUUGCACCGCGCACCUUGCCCAAGUGCCAAAUGGCCUGCGCCAAGCGGGUGCCGGCCUUCCUGCAGCAGGACUACUGCGACGACCGCGGAAUCACAUCCGCACCGCUCUCCGGGGUCAGCGCCGACGAAAUGGAGGCCGAAAUCCUAGCAUCUGCCCAGUCUGCAGCGGCCCUCGCCAGCCCGCGACGAUACAACCCGGCCAGCGCGAGUCAGCGCGACAGCCAAGGCGGACGGAGGCAGUGGCGAAACAGCUCGGGCCAGGCGCGACUAAGCGACCGCGAAGGCGAUGACGGCCGACCACGUUACUUUCGCCACAACAGCCUCGGAGCGAUGGACUUCCGCGCUGCUCGCGGCGGCGCCGUGAGCACGCAGCGAGGGGGCGCCGACGACUACGACGAAGAGUUCUUGCGGGCGCUGGCCGAGUCGCAGUCCGAGCCGUCGUCAUCGUCCCAGUCCCAGCCCCUCUUCUGGUUCGAGAAGUGA